Molecule: messenger RNA, 303 nt
Organism: Emiliania huxleyi CCMP1516
Lineage: Eukaryota; Haptophyta; Isochrysidales; Noelaerhabdaceae
Exons: 3
Source: RefSeq, a predicted model, not a curated record
CGCCGAGAGGACAUCCGCAAGGAGGGGUGGGCGUGGAAGGAGUCGCUCUUCCUGCGGCAGUACCGCAAGCGCUGGCUCGUGCUCACGGGAGGGCAGCACGCGCGCCUCUCUCCCGCGCCUCUCACGCGCCACCCGCCGCCGCGCCUCCAGGACAUCGACCUGCGGCAGUGUGGCACCGUCAAGUCGGCCGACGACCUGACAAACAAGCCCUUCUCCUUCACCGUGCAGGUUCCGGACCGCAACUUUUUCCUGGCGGUGGACAAUGAUGCGGACCGAAAUGAGUGGGUCGCCGCGAUCGGCCGC